This is a messenger RNA of Solanum verrucosum, 1141 nucleotides long. RefSeq lists its product as uncharacterized. The transcript is spliced from 9 exons. The record is from RefSeq and is a predicted model, not a curated record. The coding region runs from base 90 to 1121 and encodes 343 amino acids. Lineage: Eukaryota; Viridiplantae; Streptophyta; Magnoliopsida; Solanales; Solanaceae.
UCUGUUCAAACUCUCCAUUGUAUUCUCCGUAAUCCAUUUUUUUUUCCAAAUUUCCAUCAUUGGGCGUUAGGGUUUUUGGGAAUUCGGAGAUGUCUCUGAACAGCAGCAGCGAUAGUAGCCGGAGUACCGGGCCGGACUUUCAUCUUUCCGAUGAAAUACUCUCGGUCAUUCCGACGGACCCUUACGACCAGUUGGAUCUUGCUAGGAAGAUUACUUCCAUGGCUAUAGCCUCUCGUGUUACCAAACUUGAGUCGGAGACGGGUAGACUUCGUCAGAAGCUUAACGACAAGGAUCGGGUCAUUGUGGAGCUCCAGGACAAGGUCUCUCAGCUCGAGAAGGCUUGUCAUGAAAAUGAAUUGCGGUUGCAAUUUACUUGUGAAGAUAAUAUGAAGCUUACGAAGGAGAGGGAUUCAUUGGCUAUGACAGUAAAGAAAAUGGGUCGAGAUUUAGCAAAGUUGGAGACUUUUAAAAGGCAAUUGGUGCAGUCUCUUAGUGAUGAUAAUUCAGCGCAAGCUGAAACUGUUGAUAUUGGCACUUACGACCAAUCUACCCAUAAGGCCUAUUCUGUAAAGGAGGAGGUGAACAGCCAUGCAGUACACCAUUCUUUCAGUGGUUCUAUGGACAGCACAGUAACUAAUGAUGAUGCCUCAAAGCGAGCUUUGCAAAGAUAUUCCAUGUCACCUUACAUAACACCGCGUCUUACUCCAACUGGGACUCCCAAAAUAAUCUCCACUAGUGUAUCUCCUAGAAGAUAUUCUGUUGCUGGAUCUCCUCAGAGGAUGUCUGGCGCCAACUCUCCAACAAACUCUCAAUACGAAGGACGAGGUUCGAUGUCAUCUUUUUUCCCAUCAAGUCAACAGUCAUCAGCAGCUAACUCCCCUCCUAAGUCACGCCCAUUGCCAGGUCAAACUCCUCGAAUUGAUGGGAAGGAGUUCUUCCGACAAGCUAGGAGUCGUCUAUCCUAUGAGCAGUUCAGUGCCUUUCUGACCAACAUUAAGGAAUUAAAUGCACAAAAGCAGUCUCGUGAGGAAACUUUGAAAAAAUCAGAAGAGAUUUUCGGAACGGAGAACAAAGAUCUUUAUCUGUCAUUCCAAGGUUUGCUUAACCGUAGUGCUCGGUGAAAGAAAUAGAGUAAACACGG